CCUCUGACCUCUGGCAUCAACAAGGUAUUACCACCCAGAGAACCACUGCUCAUUGGAUUUUUUCUCUUUUUUCGACCAUUCUCUAUAAACCCUACAGCACCAACAACCGUGCCAUGUUCAAAGUCACUUAAAGCCAUUACCACUUGUCAGACUGGACAAGUCCUACAGGAUCAUAUGGGUGGGGUGGGGGUGUACAUAGGUAAGGCUGUGAAUAAUACCCAUGAAUCAGUGAGGUUAGGAAGUAUCUUAUGUUGAUGCCCUCAGCCUCAGUGUCAAUUAUUCUUUUCCUCUCUGUAAGUGGCUACAUGUGGCCUUCUAUUUUUGGCUGUGGAUUCAUAAGUGACAAAAUGAGAUGCACAGUAGCUUACUAAUAAUUUAAAAAUUAAACAUCACAUCAAGCUAUGCAUCCACAACAUCUACAAUGUUCAUUGUUAGUUCUGCAACCUAUAGAUGCAUAAGGUUGUGCUCAUACAUGACAAACCACUGAUAAUGCUAACAUUAUGCACUGGUGCAUGGUAGUUAGACAAGAGGAUAUCAAUGUCUUGAACUAGGAGACUCUGCUGUUACUGUUAUUAGUGUGUCACUUUGUGUGUUGACAGGCAAUUUGAUUAGUGUAUCAUGUGGGCAUGGGCACUACUUCCUGUUUCCCUGGCAGUGGUCAGCACUAUUGGCAUAUGGGCUGUGUUUGGAAUAGCUGUGUUGAAUGGGACCAUUGAUCUGACUGUUUAGUUCCCAUACAUCAGCACAUGUGGCUCCUAUAACCAUCAGAGCUGUCUCUUCUCACAGAUAUGUAACAUCUGUUCUGUACUUGCUCUAUGGAUUGUCUGUAUAAGGUACCAGCAGGUGAGGGAUUUGGAUUGUGCAUCACAUGUGAACACAGUCAGUUUUGUUCUGGGGUUCAUCUCUACAGCAGGAAUAUCUAUCCUGGGAAACUUUCAGCAAACUGUGGUUCUGGGUGCUCACUUGUCAGCCGAAUUCCUGGCAUUUAGUAUGGGUUUGGCUUACUUCUGGGUUCAGGUAUGGCUCACCUACCAUGCAGAGCCUUCACAUGACAGGAGGUGGGCAGGGCCUGCACGCAUUGUCUUCUGCGGUCUUUGCGCUUGCCUGGUUGUUGUCAGUAUCCUUUGUGUGUUCUAUAAACUUGGCCUCAGAUCUGCAACAGCUGUAUGUGAGUGGACUGUGCUAAUGUGCUUCUUUGCACUGUUCUCCAUUUUCACUGCUGAGUUCCGGCACAUUGAAUUCCACAACCUAUGUGUGCAGCAAGGGGCAAUCAGUAGUUCAAAUAGUGCACUGCCUGUGGAGCACUUUCAAUAGAGCUAGAGUAAUAUGGUGAUAUGGCUGGACAUGUGAUACACAGACAAACUCACAUGAUCAAUAUCAACAGUAUUACAUACAGUACACACCAAUAAAAGCGCUAUUAAAUGGUUUCCUUGUAUUUAAUUGUUUCUAAGCAAUGUAAAAUCCCAUUUCUAACCCUAACUGCCAUCUUUAAGAAGGAGGUCAUUUUGAUGUUCCCUUUAUGAUUCUCUGCUUUUCUAGAUUGGAACUCAGAGAUGCUUCAUGUGUUUGCAGUAUAAACUCAUUUUUACCACCCCCCUCCACCCCAUGCAAACUCAUAGGUGCAUGAAUACCUCAUAAUCUCCCAUUUUUCUCUGCAUAUCGUCAUCAAACUGUCUUGAGAUAU
Molecule: messenger RNA, 1684 nt
Organism: Electrophorus electricus (electric eel)
Lineage: Eukaryota; Metazoa; Chordata; Actinopteri; Gymnotiformes; Gymnotidae
Gene: tmem150b
Product: transmembrane protein 150B
Cellular component (GO): plasma membrane
Source: RefSeq, a predicted model, not a curated record